GAGUAUGAAUGGGAAGAAAAAUAAGAAAAAAUGAAAAAGAAGAGGCUCAUGUUCUCUCCAUAUCUGGUUUGUAAUCCCAAACAACACACCUUUGGCCACGGAAUGGGGAGACAUGACUUUGACUGCUACUCUUUCUUCUUCUCUCGCCGCUCCUUCUCUUUCCUCCGCCGGUUUCCGCCACAACAAAUGCAUUCCCUCCAAAAUUAUGCAUUCAUGCAUGCCCUUUUCCUUCCAUCAUCAUCACCAAUACCACCCUUUCUUAUUGCAAGUGGUGAAUGAUGCUGAUAGGAGUGAAGUGUCUUCUGAUACCACAACCAAGACAUCAUAUUCAGAAGCUGACAAGAUGGUUGAUGGUAUGGACUUUGGUGAACUCUGCAAUGAGUUUGAGUGCAUAAGCAGUCCCUUGGUAGAAUCCACUGCAAGACAACUUGCAAGAGACAUACUUGAGCUAAGGGAGGGAAAUAGAUCACUUGGGAUAUUUGCUGUUUCUGUCACAUACAAGGAUCCUAUCAGGAGUUUUACUGGUCGUGAGAAGUACAAAAGAGCACUAUGGGCAACCAGUACACUAGACAACCCAUCUGUGACUGUACAGGAAAUGGUGAUGCUAUCAACAAGUGUUUUAAGUAUAAAGUGGACAAUGAGAGGGAAGCCAAAAUCUUUAAUUGGUGGGAUAGGAGGAGAUUUGAUACUUAGAAUUACUUCCAAGUUUACUCUUAACCAAAUUAGUGGUCAAGUCAUUCAGCAUGAGGAAUUCUGGGACUUAUCAGCUUCAUCUGCUGGUGCUCAGGCAUUUUUCUGGGCUUCACGUGCCCUUUUUUCCACUGUUGAAUCUGUGAAAGACUUGUCUGACAAUGCAAAGAAUUUAAGUAAAUUUUCAACUAAAAAAGAGAAUUUGGAGAUUUAUCCAGAUCCUUCAGGUGAUCCAACAAAGUUCUUCCAAAGGGAUGACAAUUUUCAACAGGAUGCAUACCAGAUUGCACUACUCAUUGCAGUUCUUUAUUUUGUGGUACAAUUUCUUAGGACAACUUUGUAAAGCCAACAUCUGAACUUGUAUCCCUUUGUUCUCCAAUAUUUAUCUCUAUAUAUUGUGAUUAUCACCUUAUAAUCUUAAUGUUAUGCUCUCGCUGUAGAAGUGUGACUAUAAACUCAGAUGUUUCCUUAGGAGUUUUGGUCAUUUGGAAGGCCAAAGCAUUAGUUUUUUUGAUACUACAAUCACAAAGGAUCAUUUGAUUACAGC
This is a messenger RNA of Abrus precatorius (Indian licorice), 1237 nucleotides long. RefSeq lists its product as uncharacterized. Bases 113 to 1033 code for a protein of 306 amino acids. The record is from RefSeq and is a predicted model, not a curated record. The transcript is spliced from 5 exons. Gene Ontology annotation, cellular component: chloroplast. Lineage: Eukaryota; Viridiplantae; Streptophyta; Magnoliopsida; Fabales; Fabaceae.